AUGACAUCGGCACUAGAAAGAAUUCAACAGGAUUGCAUCGGUAGUGGGCCAUUUGGUGUGAUCGUGGACAAAACAUCCGACAUUAGUCGUCAUGGGCAAGUCUCCAUAUGCCUUAGUUUUAUCGCAGAUGGGGUUAAAAAAGAAGCUUUCGUCGGCUUUUACGAAACGAAAACAACCGAUGGCAAAACGCUAUACAAUCUGAUAACGAAGGCGAUCUCCGAUCUCAACCUGGACUUGAUCAAUAUAGUUGGUGAAUGUUUUGACGGUGCAGCAAACAUGAGUGGCAAAGAAAAGGGAGUAGCCGCUCGGAUGAAGGACUGUUCUCCACAUGCGAUAUAUGUGCAUUGUUACGGACAUUUACUUAACCUAGUGUUGCAAGACACGAUGACAGAAGUCAAAGCACUGCGUAAUGCACUUGGAACAAUUCAGAGUUUAGACAAUCUCCUUGAGGCAAGUUCGAAACGGCACGCCAUGUUCGGUGAUAUUGAAGUUGAACGCGAUCAUUUGAUGUUGACUCUUAAAUCCCAAAGUGUAACGCGUUGGUCUUGUCGAUGGGAAGCGGUCAAGGCUGUCACUGAACAGAUUGAGCGAAUUGUGAAGGCCCUCAUUAAACUGGCCAACGACAAAGACGCUAAAACAUAUUCCGAUAGCAGAGCUCUUCUAAAUGCCAUCUGCGAUUUUGAGUUUGUUCUGGGACUGUGUAUACUAAAAGUCAUCUUGUCAAACACCAGUGCUAUGAGUACUUAUUUACAGGGUAAGAAGGUUUUGGCAGAGCUGGAAACUCGUUUUCAAGGAAAUAACCAAGACGUGCUCUGUGCUUUGGGUGCAGUUGUUCUGAGCGAAAAACCAUCCGAGUCAGAUUACGAACUCGUUUCUAACUUCUACGGUCUUGACAAAGAUCUAAUAGAAGUUGAACAGAGACUUUUUAACCAAUUCAAACAAAUCAAAGCCAUAGAAGUUGUGCUUACAAGCAUUGCAACACACCUAUCAGUUCCUGGUUUAUCAAAUUCAGAUCAUUUGGAUAACAAGAAAUCAAAGGCCAAAAGGGGAAGACCCAAAUGUGAAAGAAAAGCAUUAGACAUUUGA
This is a messenger RNA of Dendronephthya gigantea, 1086 nucleotides long. RefSeq names its product zinc finger MYM-type protein 1-like. Lineage: Eukaryota; Metazoa; Cnidaria; Anthozoa; Malacalcyonacea; Nephtheidae. The record is from RefSeq and is a predicted model, not a curated record. The transcript has 3 exons. The coding region runs from base 1 to 1086 and encodes 361 amino acids.